AUGGUCAUGCCGCGCCACACCACAGACGGCCAAGAGGGACUACGAGGGACUACGCCGUGGACUGCGUUUCAACUUUCAAAGGAUAUGGCGGAUGCACUGCCAUCCUUGAAAGAAAACCCCCCAGGAUUCCAACUUCUCCUCACUAUCCGCCUGGGAUGUGAUGGUAUUGCUACGAGGUUUGAAUUUCUAUAUGUAUUCGACGAGGAAGAUUCUCAGCCACUCACCAUGUUCAAGACAUCGCAAACCGUGCAGUGUGAAGGGUUAGGUGAUGCAUCCCAAGGAGGCAAGAAGGAAAUGGGAACAGGCGGAAGAGAGAAAGAAGAACCAAAGAAAUGCGGACCGCACAGCUAUCCUUUUAUAUCAUUUUCACUGCCGCAAAGGAUAAUCAUUGCUAUUAUCCUUAUCAGAGACUUGGAGAGGAGUGAUGCUCGAUCCCUCGAUAGACAAGGCCAGCGGCUGCGAAUGUGUCUGGGGAGAGAGGAGCAAUGGACAAGGCGAUGGAUUCCUACAACUAAGCGCAAAGUCACCACAUUGAGAAGAGGGCUGCCAGGGAAGUGGCUAAAGACAGUCAUAGUGAUUACCAAGCUAUAUGGAAAAGCCGGGACUAGUAUUCACAGCCAAGGUCGUGCUCCAUGA
Molecule: messenger RNA, 636 nt
Organism: Histoplasma capsulatum G186AR
Lineage: Eukaryota; Fungi; Ascomycota; Eurotiomycetes; Onygenales; Ajellomycetaceae
Exons: 4
Coding region: 1-636 (211 amino acids)
Source: RefSeq, a predicted model, not a curated record